AUGGUCAUGAAAUGGAGGAACAUGUUCGAAUUGCCAGACGAUCGACGUUUUACUCUCACUAUCGUCGCGCUCUCUACAAUCUCCCUCACUGUAUCUCUCAGCUCUACCUCUCUGAGUAACGCCAUCCCUGUCAUCACCAACCAGUUUCAUGGCACAGACACUCAAGCUUUUUGGUCCGGCACGGCUUAUCUUCUAUGCUCGGCGGUCUUUCAGCCUGCCUUUGCGGUCGCGUCCCAUAAUUUUGGUCGAAAGCCACUGUUCAUUUCCGCAGUUAUCUUCUUCUUAGCUGGCUCUGCCCUCGCUACAGGCUCAGGAAGCUUUGAAGUACUUCUUUCUGCCCGCUCUAUCCAGGGCUUUGGAGGAGGUGGAUUACUUACCCUAUCGGAAAUCCUGAUUGCCGAUUUGACACCGCUGAGAGAGCGCGGCAAAUGGAUUGGUCUUCUGAGCAUGAUGUGGGCGGUAGGUUGUGUCUGUGGGCCUAUUGUGGGAGGCGCACUAGCACAUGAGAACAUAUGGAGAUGGAUCUUUGCCAUCAAUCUCCCGCUUGCCAGCACCUCGCUGGCGCUUAUCUGUAUCUCUUUGAGACCGAGCGAGAUCGGGGUUCUGAAAGCAGACAAAGGACGCAUCGACUGGGUUGGGUUUGGCCUUUUCAUUCCGUCAAUGGCUUCUUUUCUGAUACCUAUAACAUGGGGAGGUGAAAUGUUUCCCUGGGCGAGCUGGCACACGUUGGUACCUCUGUUGACCGGGACAGCGGGUCUGAUAUCGUUUGUGAGCUAUGAGAUCUGGGUCGCAAGGGAGCCCUUCCUACUAGGAAGUAUCUUUCGAGAUGUGAACUCAAGAUUGAUUUAUUUGCAGACAUUCACGCAUGGAUUGGUGGUCUGGUGUCUUUUAUACUACCUUCCCCUCUACUACCAAGCCGUUCAAUCGUACACGCCUCUCAUGUCCGGUGUCGCCCUCCUUCCCGAAACAUUCACUAUCAGCCUCUCCGCCGGUCUAGUCGGUAUGCUAAUCACUGCCACCGGUCGUUAUUACAGCGCUCUCUGGAUUGGCUGGGCAACCGUCACAACGGGUGUCGGACUACUAUAUCUGCUCAACACCAACACGGCGGUUUAUGAAUGGGUACUGAUUAAUCUGGUAGUGGGCUUAGGAACGGGCUCACUUUUCACCAGCGCGAAUCUGGCCAUUCAAGCAAACAAAUCCUCGGACGAGAUGUCGCAUGCUCUCGGCUUCUUUUCAUUCUUUCGCACAUUGGGGCAGUCUAUUGGUGUCGCUAUCGGCGGAACGACAUUUGAUAAUUUGUUCAAUCAAAAACUACGAGACAACCCUGCCCUGGAUGCACUGGCAAAGAAACUCGGCACUGGGGCAGCAGCUUUGGUUCAGUCCCUGAAGGCCGUCCCCGAAGAUGAUCCUCGCAAACCGCAGCUGAUACAAGCAUACGCGGAUUCGCUGAGAGUGAUUUGGCUGGUGUUGUGUGGUUGCGCGGGAGUUGCCCUGCUGGCGAGUCUUUUUGUGAAGAGAUAUAGUUUGGGAUCGAGGAAAUCGGAAUCCAAUGAAGACCUUGGAUCUACGACGUCAGAAGAGAAAGCGGAAAUCACAUUGAAUUUGCCUGAUGAUACUGAAAAAUCCAUGGAUGGGCGCAAAUAA
Penicillium brevicompactum is the source of this 1644-nucleotide messenger RNA. RefSeq lists its product as uncharacterized. Gene Ontology annotation, biological process: transmembrane transport. The coding region runs from base 1 to 1644 and encodes 547 amino acids. NCBI's taxonomy places the organism in Eukaryota, Fungi, Ascomycota, Eurotiomycetes, Eurotiales, Aspergillaceae. Gene Ontology annotation, molecular function: transmembrane transporter activity. The record is from RefSeq and is a predicted model, not a curated record. The transcript has 5 exons.